AAAGGAGAAGAGAGAGAAUAGGUCCAAGUAUUAAUGUCUCUGAAGGAGGAGGAGAAGGAAGAAAACCGCGUUUGACCUGUUCUCAAAUUCUUCCACCAUGACGGCCUCUACCAUCGCCUGCCCUAGCCACCCUGUUCUUCUUUCUUUACUUCUCGCUGCCAUUGCGUCAAACUAGUUCUUCUCAAUCUUCUACGCUGUUUUUCUUCCUUUUUGAUUUCGAGUUUCAGUUUUGAUUACCUAUCUGUUUCUGUUUUCUUUUCGAUCUGAUUUCUUGAGUGAUUUGAUUGUUUGAGGGGUUUUUGUUCUGAUUUCAUGGCGGAGAUCAAGCUGAUCUUGGCUCGGCCGAUUCAAUUGGCCGACCAAGUUACCAAAGCGGCCGAUGAGGCUACUAACUUCAAGCAGGAGUGUGCUGAUCUUAAGGCCAAGACGGAGAAGCUUGCUACUCUUCUCCGUCAGGCGGCUCGAGCGAGUUCCGAUCUCUAUGAGCGACCGGCUACUCGGAUCAUUAACGAGACUGCACAAGCCCUAGAUAAAGCUCUGGCACUGGUGCUUAAAUGUAGCGGGAAUGGUCUUAUGAAGCGAGUUUUCACAAUCAUUCCUGCCGCUGCCUUUCGUAAAUCUUGCUCACAGCUUGAUAAUUCCAUCGGUGAUGUCUCGUGGUUGCUCCGAGUUUCCGCCUCUGCUGAGGAUCGUGGCGAUGAGUAUUUAGGUCUUCCCCCUAUCGCUGCUAACGAACCGAUUUUAGGUCUCAUAUGGGAACAGAUUGCUAUUCUUUCUACUGGCUCGCCGGAAGAUCGAUCCGACGCGGCGGCGUCGCUGGUUUCUUUGGCGAAAGAUAGCGAGAGAUAUGGGAAACGGAUAAUUGAAGAGGGCGGCGUUGGGGCGCUGCUGAAAUUGCUGAAAGAUGGUAGGGUUGAAGGUCAAGAAAACGCUGCAAAUGCAAUUGGGCUUUUAGGUCGUGACCCUGAGAAUGUUGAGGCCAUGAUUCAGGCUGGUGUCUGUCAGGUGUUUGCGAAAAUUCUCAAAGAAGGUCCGAUGAAAGUUCAGGCUGUGGUUGCUUGGGCUUUAUCGGAACUCGUUUCGAGUUACCCAAAGUGCCAAGAUCUUUUCGAACAGCACUACAUAAUCCGCUCCCUUGUUAGCCAUCUUGCGUUUGAAACUGUUCAGGAACAUAGCAAGUACAAUAUCACUGCCAAUAAAUCCAUCUCGAUUCAUGCUGUGGUAAUGGCGAGCAACCCCAAAACGAAUAACAAUGUGCAUAAAGCUGUGGAAGAUGAUGAUCGGCAGCUCCAUAGCAAGAUUCUUCAUCCGAUGGGUAAUCGAACCCCAAAUCAGAUGCACGCGGUGGUUACCAACUCUAUGAACAUGCUCUCUGGUGGGUCGGCGGCGGCUACAACUGCUGCUCCACAGGCCAGCCAUGGCGAAGGCCACAGCCUUAGCAGCAAUGGAAAGCAUAUUCUUCACCAUUCCCCUUACCUUCAUCAUGCUCAUUCCGGUCCCAGCACGAAGGGGAGGGAACUCGAGGACCCGGCCACAAAAACCAAGAUGAAAGCGAUGGCAGCUAGAGCCAUUUGGCAGCUUGCUAAAGGGAACUUGACAAUCUGCCGUAGCAUUACAGAAUCAAGGGCUCUGUUGUGUUUUGCCGUUCUACUUGAGAAAGGGGAAAAGAAUGUGCAGCAUAACUCUGCAAUGGCAUUGAUGGAGAUCACAGCCAUGGCAGAGCACGAUCCUGAUUUGAGAAGAUCAGCUUUCAAGCCGACUUCCCCUGCUUGCAGAGCUGUUGUGGAACAGUUGCUGAAGAUCAUUGAAAGAGAAGAUGAAAAUCUCCUCAUUCCUUGUAUCAAAUCCAUUGGACAUUUGGCAAGAACGUUUCGAGCGACCGAGAAGCGAAUGAUCAGCCCAUUAGUGCAGCUUCUCGACGAGAGAGAGACCGAGGUCUUGAAGGAGGCCUGCAUUGCUCUCACCAAAUUUGCCUGCACUGAAAACUUCCUCCACAUUAACCACUGCGAGGAAAUCAUAGCUGCAGGAGGAGCAAAACACUUAGUCCAGCUAGUGUACUUUGGGGAGCAAAGUGUUCAAACUGCAGCUGUAACUCUAUUGUGCUACAUUGCCCUGCAUUUGCCUGAUAGAGAGGAGCUUGCACGGGCCGAGGCGCUUCCUGUGAUCGAAUGGGCGUCAAAACAAUCACAUUUGACGCAGGACGAAUCACUCGAAAGACUCUUACAUGAGGCCGGAAGUAAGCUAGAGCUGUUUCAAUCCAGAGGUCCAAGAGGGUAUCAUUGAUUUCAAUCAAUACACAGGCAAGAUUCUCAUCUCUUUUACAAGUUGAAAUUAUUUCAAUUUUUAUCUUCUUUACUUAUACCCAUCAUCAUUUUGCUUCAAGUAGUGUACGUAUAGAUUCAUUUUUCAUCCACAAUUGUUCAAAAAGUAUGUAAUAAUUUAGUGAAAGUUGUUUGCUUCCUUCUGUGUAUCCUUCAUCUACCUGACAUGGAGAACAGUUUUCAGGCUCCUACAUAUUUGUUUUCAAAGAUCAUAUACCUUUUUGUCUCGUUUCUUUUU
Cucurbita moschata (crookneck pumpkin) is the source of this 2559-nucleotide messenger RNA. RefSeq lists its product as uncharacterized. Gene Ontology annotation, molecular function: protein binding. NCBI's taxonomy places the organism in Eukaryota, Viridiplantae, Streptophyta, Magnoliopsida, Cucurbitales, Cucurbitaceae. The coding region runs from base 313 to 2283 and encodes 656 amino acids. The record is from RefSeq and is a predicted model, not a curated record. The transcript has a single exon. Gene Ontology annotation, biological process: cell surface receptor signaling pathway.